This is a messenger RNA of Talpa occidentalis (Iberian mole), 681 nucleotides long. Its product is annotated as cytochrome c oxidase subunit 5A, mitochondrial. The transcript is spliced from 5 exons. NCBI's taxonomy places the organism in Eukaryota, Metazoa, Chordata, Mammalia, Eulipotyphla, Talpidae. Gene Ontology annotation, cellular component: mitochondrial inner membrane. The coding region runs from base 60 to 512 and encodes 150 amino acids. Gene Ontology annotation, biological process: mitochondrial electron transport, cytochrome c to oxygen. The record is from RefSeq and is a predicted model, not a curated record.
CUGCCGGCGAGCGCACCCCGGCGCCUCUGCACCUCAGCCCGCGAGCCGCCAUCGCCGUCAUGCUCGGCGCUGCUCUCCGCCGCUGCGCCGCCGCCGCCGCCGCCCGGGCCGGCCCUGGAGGCCUCCGGCUCGCCGCGCCGGCCCCCGGCCCCGCCGCCGCUGUCCAGUCAGUUCGCUGCUACGCCCAUGGGUCACACGAGACAGAUGAGGAGUUUGAUGCUCGCUGGGUGACAUACUUCAAUAAGCCGGAUAUUGAUGCUUGGGAAUUGCGUAAAGGAAUGAACACACUUGUUGGCUAUGAUCUGGUUCCAGAACCCAAAAUCAUCGAUGCUGCUUUGCGGGCCUGCAGACGGUUAAAUGAUUUUGCCAGUGCAGUUCGCAUCCUAGAAGUCGUUAAGGACAAAGCAGGACCGCAUAAGGAAAUCUACCCCUAUGUCAUCCAGGAACUUAGACCAACUUUAAAUGAACUAGGAAUCUCCACUCCAGAGGAACUGGGCCUUGACAGAGUGUGAACCCCAUGGAUGGGCUUCCCAAGAACUUCAUACUGCUACUUGAUGUAAACAGUCACCUGGAAAUGCUGAAGAUAACAUAUUACCUUAUUCAACACGUUUUCCUUUAGAGUUCCGAACCAUGUAAUGGUGAUUUGAACUUUAAUAAAAGGGAAAUGUAUUUGAAGUGAAA